AUGGCUCCAAAGAGCGGUAUAGCUUACGGACGGAGGCUUGUACCACAGGUCGUAGAUGAACUUGCAGCCACAGUCCCGGAAAGAAUCUACGCUGCCAUUCCAAAAACAUCUAAUGUACAGGACGGCUAUCGCGAUGUAACCAUCGCCGAGCUCGCCCAUUGUGUUAACUUCAUGGCUAGGUGGCUUGAGGAGAAGUUCGGCAAGAGUGAGACGUUUGAGACCAUCACUUACGUGGGGCUGUCAGAUCUCAAAGGCAUUACCACCCUUCUGGCCGCCAUCAAAGUCGGCUACAAGCUCUUGGUCCCUUCACCGCGCAAUCCUCCAGCUAUAAAUCUGCACCUGAUUAAUACUACAGGUAGCAGCAAGGUGCUAUAUGCCGCAGAGAUUGAGCCCUUAAUGAAACCACUCCAGGCUCUGGCACCCUCCGCCAAGUUUGAGGCUGUCCCUUCCCUCGAGGAAAUGCUCGACGGCACCAUGAACACGACGCCGUAUCCAUAUGAGAAAACCUUCGAAGAAGCCAGGAACGAUCCGAUCAUUAUCCUCCACUCUUCGGGAUCAACUGGCUUGCCCAAACCAAUCACAAUCACUCAUGGCUCCAUCGCUGCUCAUGACAAUGACCAUAAUGUCCCAUCUCCGCCCGGCCGUGAGAAGCAAGACACGACCGUCUUCACGCUUGACGGUGACAAACGGCGCUUGUAUCUCAUCUUGCCCUUUUUCCAUCUUGGCGGCUUCAUUUUCUUCAUGGAUGCUGAGCUGCUGAAAGAGGUAGCCCGACAGCAGGAUUUGCGUGCUAUCAUUGUCGUCCCGGCCAUUUUGGAGCAACUCUCGCAUGACCCGAAAGGCAUAUAUUUGCUUAAGCGUCUAGAGUUUGUCGGCUGCGCCGGCGCUCCCUUGCCAGGCCCAGUCGGAGAUCCUAUUUCUAGCAUCGUAAGGCUUCGUAUUUUCAUUGGCUCGACCGAGACAUUCCCUCUGCCAGAGCUUGCUAAAGGUCCUGAGGACUGGCAAUACCAUGAGUUCGCUCCAACCCUCAAACACGAGAUGCGGCCGUACGAUGAGCAAACUGGUACUUUUGAGUUGAUAAUUUUUGCCGAGGAAUCAGACCGAGAUGCAGCUCCUGUGUUCCACAACUUGCCCGGCGAGAAUCCGUACUACACUAAGGAUCUCUUCACCAAGCACCCGACGAAACCGAAUCUCUACAAGUACUAUGGGCGGAGGGAUGAUAUUCUAGUUCUAACCAAUGGCGAGAAGGUGAAUCCAAUUCCCCUGGAACAACAUGUUCAGGCAGACGCAUCUCUGAAGGGUGUCCUCCUUACUGGCAAUGGCCGGACCCAGCCUGCGUUGAUCGUCGAGCCCAGAGAUGCCCUGGACGAACCCGGGCGCGCUCAACUCCUGGAAAAGCUCUGGCCACGGGUCGAAGAGGCAAACAGCCACGUUGCUGGUCCUGGGCGUGUUGCUCGCGGCAUGGUCAUCUGUGCCACAUCCGAGAAACCAUUCACUAGAACUGGCAAGGGGACCAUUGUUCGCAAAUUGACACAGGACGAUUACCAAGACGACAUCGAUCGUCUAUAUACGGGCCCAGCUAAAGCCCAGCGUUUCGUCUCAAUCGACCUCAAAGCCAAGCAGAAGAAAAUAUACGAGGGUGCGGAUGUUAUUGAUUUCCUCCGGCAGAUCCUGGCCGUCUCCUUUCCACCAGCUUCUACGAUCGCAGAAGACGAGGACUUCUUUGCUCAUGGAUUAGACUCCAUUCGAACGUUAGAGAUCACAGCCACUCUCAAGCACAACCUCGAAGCGCUGAAGUCAACUUCUGUGGCGUGGAUGGCUCCACGACUUAUAUUUCAGCACUCCACACUAGCCAAUCUUUCCAAGGUUUUGGGUGCAUUCUUGAAUGAUGGGGUAUUGCCUGCAGAAGACUCACCGUCAAAUCGUGCGAGAGCUUUGGAUGAGGCAGUGGCCCGCUACGUCAAGGAUUUGCCUACGAAAUCAACAAGUCAGCCCAAGGCAGGCUCCCGGAAUGAUUCAGGUCAAAAUGUCGCUAUCAUCGGCUCGACGGGCUACGUUGGCUCUCACAUCGUCGCCAAGCUGCUGAAGAACUCUGCUAUUUCUCACAUCUACUGCCUCAACCGCGGCAGUGAUAUCUCAGCCAGUCGAGAAAGGACACUCAGCAAGCUCGACGAGAAUAUCGCUGUGCCUCUCGAGAAGUUCACUUUCAUGCAGGUGGAUCUGGGUGCUCCACAUCUUGGGUUGGCCGUAGAGCAGUAUCAAAAGAUUCUUAACGAGGUAGACGUCGUGCUUUACAAUGCAUGGCGAUUGGACUUUGGACUUGCUCUUCAUUCAUUCGAUCCAUUCCUCCGUACAACUCGGGACCUGGUGGACAUGUCUCUUUCAAGCCUGAAAAGACUACACAUAGUUUUCGUCAGCUCAACCUCUUCGGUAGCAGGCCUGGGUACUGGUUCAGCGGUCCCAGAAGCACCAGUCGACGACCCUUUGGCGGCGAUGAACACCGGCUACGGACAAUCAAAGCUGGCAGCAGAGAAAGUUCUGGCCACAGCUUCUCGCCAAUGCGGAGUGCCCGUAUCUGUCGUUCGUGUUGGUCAGGUUGGUGGUCUCAGCCACGGCGAAGGUGUCUGGGCUGAUCAGCCAUGGGUCUCGGCCAUCAUCCGCUCCUCGAAGACACUGGGAUCUUUCCCGAGCCCUGUUAUGCCUGUUGACUGGGUCCCGGUUGACACACUUGCGACAAUUUCCGAGCGCAUCAUCCUCCAGCCUGCCAAGGAUGUGCAGGUGCCUCAGUUCUACAACGUUGUAUCCAAAGCACAGCCUUGGACACUGCUGCUUGAUACACUUCCCGAGAAGGUGCGACAAGCAAUUUCAAGAGUUAUCUCUCUUCCAGAAUGGGUCGGCGAACUUCGUAAGGCAUCUGAGUCGGGUGGUACGAGCAUCUCAGAGUUGCCAGCAGUACGACUUGUGGACUUUUACGUGCUUUUGGGAGGCGGUAUAGAGUCUGCGGACUUCGAAACGGCUAAGACUGAAGCCAUCACAGGCCAGAACUUGGGGCCCUUGCAAAAGAAGACCUUGGCAUCAUGGUUGAAGAAAUGGGAUCUCUAA
Messenger RNA from Diaporthe amygdali, 3102 nucleotides. Its product is annotated as polyketide synthase. The transcript is spliced from 6 exons. Lineage: Eukaryota; Fungi; Ascomycota; Sordariomycetes; Diaporthales; Diaporthaceae. The coding region runs from base 1 to 3102 and encodes 1033 amino acids. The record is from RefSeq and is a predicted model, not a curated record.